Molecule: messenger RNA, 5281 nt
Organism: Neocloeon triangulifer
Lineage: Eukaryota; Metazoa; Arthropoda; Insecta; Ephemeroptera; Baetidae
Product: guanine nucleotide-binding protein G(q) subunit alpha
Exons: 10
Coding region: 210-1403 (397 amino acids)
Biological process (GO): adenylate cyclase-modulating G protein-coupled receptor signaling pathway; phospholipase C-activating dopamine receptor signaling pathway
Cellular component (GO): heterotrimeric G-protein complex
Molecular function (GO): guanyl nucleotide binding; GTPase activity; G-protein beta/gamma-subunit complex binding
Source: RefSeq, a predicted model, not a curated record
UUUUGGCCUUCGCCAUCUUGAGCAGAUACGAGAGAAAAUCACCCGCACAUUUCACAGUUUUCUGCACCGCAUUUUGUGUUUAUUUGUUAUCAAUGAGUGCAUCCAACAUCUAGAGCAUCUAUGCUGAUACCUCAGUGAGGGAGUCGCUGCCAGGCCAGCGGUCUGACCACCUGCUCAGAUCUGCCCCUGCACUUUGACCGGCCGCAGGUAUGAUGGCGUGUUGCUUGUCCGAGGAGGCCCAGGAGCAGAAAAGGAUAAACCAAGAAAUUGAACGGCAAUUGCGGAGAGACAAACGAGAAGCCAGAAAGGAACUCAAACUCCUCCUGCUAGGCACGGGGGAGUCGGGCAAAUCGACAUUCAUCAAACAGAUGCGAAUCAUCCACGGUGCUGGUUAUUCAGAUGAAGACAAGAAGGGCUUCAUCAAACUCGUCUACCAAAAUAUAUUCAUGGCCAUGCAGAGUAUGAUAAGGGCUAUGGACAUGCUCAAAAUCCAGUAUGGUGACUCGAGGAACAUAGACAAAGCGGAACUUGUCCGGAGUGUCGAUUUUGAGACAGUGACAACGUUCGAUUCCCAGUUCGUGGAAGCCAUCAAAGACCUCUGGGCGGACGCUGGCAUUCAAGAAUGCUACGACAGGCGUCGCGAAUAUCAGCUCACAGAUUCGGCCAAAUACUAUUUAAUGGAAAUUGACCGAGUCGCCGCACACAACUAUUUGCCUACAGAACAGGACAUUUUACGAGUCCGAGUUCCUACGACAGGCAUCAUAGAAUACCCCUUUGACCUAGAAGAAAUUCGUUUCAGUUAUCUUAGUGACCUAGACAGAAUCAAAGCACCCGACUACCUGCCUACAGAGCAGGACAUUUUACGUGCUCGACAGCCAACCACUGGUAUAAUCGAGUAUCCUUUUGAUCUGGACUCCAUUGUAUUCAGAAUGGUGGAUGUCGGAGGACAGAGGUCUGAACGAAGAAAAUGGAUUCACUGUUUUGAAAACGUCACAUCUAUCAUCUUCCUGGUAGCCUUAAGUGAAUAUGACCAGAUAUUAUUUGAGUCGGAGAAUGAGAAUCGAAUGGAGGAGUCCAAGGCUUUGUUCCGCACCAUUAUUACCUACCCCUGGUUUCAGCAUUCAUCAGUAAUUCUCUUCUUAAACAAGAAAGACUUGCUUGAAGAAAAAAUCAUGUACUCUCAUCUUGUAGACUAUUUCCCAGAGUUCGAUGGUCCACAAAGAGAUGCUAUCAGAGCAAGAGAGUUCAUUCUUCAAAUGUUCGUGGAUAUGAAUCCAGACUCAGAGAAAAUAAUCUACUCACAUUUUACAUGUGCAACUGAUACGGAGAACAUUAGAUUUGUAUUUGCUGCUGUCAAAGAUACCAUUUUGCAAUCCAAUCUCAAGGAAUACAACCUUGUCUAGACCCUUGGCCGGCACAAGAGGGGACGCAGCAGCAAAAGCACAAAUCAAAGAUCAACGUAACCACGCCCACACAUUCAUAACUAGAGACACAAACUCAUUGGUCAGCCCUACGAUGCAGAUCAACGCCAUCAAGUCGGUUACUAAUUUGCCACUAAGUUGAUUCAUGUGUUUCUCUUACGCCGGUGAAUCAAGUUCAUUUGCCCACUCAUCCUUUACACAACAAUUUUCCAACUCAGCAGCAUCUCUGGACCUACAAAAGCAAAAAAGAAAAAUCGUCUGUCCCUGCAGGAAACUCCCUGAACAGCAGCAGCAGGACCAUAGUGACUAUUGCAUUUCCCUCUGUUUGUAUUCGUGAAAAUCGAAAGAGCGAUCAGGAAUCAGUUACGGCAAAAGUGAGCAACUUUUCGUGACUUUCUAAAAGUGAACUCAAAACAAAAAGAAGAUGAAGAUUGAAGAUGUGUCUCGGUUGUUUCAAACUCAUUGUCGUUUUCCAUCCUUUUCUAAUUCUAACCCUGACACCUUAAGUAAAAAUUCACUCUUGGACAUCACAAUUGGGCAAUACAGUUUAGUGCCAGGAGCAUUGACUAAUUAUGUAUGUGGAGACUAUCAAAUUAAGAGCCUGUUGAUGGUUUAUCGAUUAAUUUCAGCAGUGGCUGGUGCUAGCAAUAGCAAUUGCAAACAUUGCCAAACAAAUUGAUGCCAAUGAAAUCACAAAAAUUCUGAAACAGUUUAAAGUGCAUUGAAUACCUACCAUUUGUUGUAGAAUUCCAAGUUAACAUAGGAUCACUUGAGAAUUGAAGCAAUAGAGCAUAGGGGAUCUUUGAAAUCAUUAAUUCGAAGGUGAUUUGUGAUAUUCUUUUUGUUUUCUUUGAAAAAGAGAGAUUGUAACAAAAAAAAUUACAGUGGCAGGAUUUUUAUAUUUUCCGAUAAUUAACAACAAAAAUUAUCUUUUGUGCAGCUGCUGCAAUUUUUCACACAAGCGCGCGCGCAUUAAACACACCAAGAAAAAAAGUACAUUGCAUUUAUAUAUGUUUCUCAUGUUGACCAAAAGAUAAUUUUUCUUGGCCACUCCAAGAAUUUCCACUACAAUAGUCAUGCUCUCGUCCCUCGAACUUUCCUCAACAGUGUUUAUUGUUUUUAAGAAAUUUGAAGCUGAGGACACAAAGACAUUCUAUUAUUGCCAUUCAUAUGAUUAAACUCACUACAAAAAGAAAAUUAAGAAACCUAGCUUAGGCCUUUUUGAGUAAUCGGUGAAGGUGAAGAAGAUUUAAACGAAACAAACACAAAACUUUCCCCUAAACUCUUGCUAGUAACAGUUGAGAACUUUCAAAAUGUGAAUUGCAUCGUACUUGAUACUAAAAUUUAAAGAGGCAUAAUGACAAACAUUCAUCACUGCGUUUAUAUUUUAUAUGAUAGGUCUGUAACUCUAAUUAUACCCCCCUCCCUGAUUGUGAAAAUGAUUGACAUUUUUUUAUAGAAUAUAUUAUCAUCCAUGAUUGAACACGGAAGUAACAGGCCCAAAAACCAUAAUGGAAAAAAGAAAAAUCUUGCUAAUUCCUUACAAAGUAAAAAUGUCUGCCGUUUCAAAAAUUUUAAAGGUAAUUAAUGAAGAGCAGAAAGUAGCAAGCUAUGUGUAUAUUUGAAGAUUAAAAAUUAAAAGCAAAAACAUACCAAACUCGGAAAAAAAAACUAUAUCGUUCAACAUUACUAAAAAGAAAAGAAAAAACAUCACCGUGAAUGUUGAUUAACUGCAAAGAAAAAAAGAAAACGAAAAAGGGUCUGUGUUAUUUGAAAUAGCUCCACCUUAAUCUAAGUUUCUCUGUGAAUCGUGUUUCGAUUUUUCUACUUGCAAGAAUGUGCUGCCCUUUUUGAAAGAAAAAUAUGUACGUCAUUGUACGCACACACCAGUGAGCUAUUUCCAAGAACACUCCACUUUUAGCUUGGCCAAUCCGAAUCAUUAUUUUUGCAGCCUUUAAUUUGUACAUAAGAAGUCUUGAAAUGCAUACACAUCUCUCAAUUGGACUCUUCUGCAUUUUAUUGUUUUUCAGAAAAAAUGAAACACUGUAUAGCAGGAUUACUUGAUAUUUGUGAAUACUUGUGGUAAUGACGAAGAUGAUGAUGAUGGAUGACAUGUUUGUAAAUAAUAAUAGGUAUUUCAAUGAAAUUAGUCACUCCACGUGGUAAUUAUCAUAAGGGUUUAUAUUUUAUUUGUUAAUUUAAUUCGAUGAAAGAAAAUAAAUGCGCAGAAAACUGUUAAUAAUUAUUUGAUGAAUUGGAACUCUUUGGUCAUGCACAAAUAUAACGGAAGGAAAAUAUAAAUGGCCUCAAGUUCGAAACAAAAAAAUCAAUUAAACCACCCAUAGUAAAUUUUAUUUUUCUAUAUACUUGCGAUUCCUUCAAAUUAAUCACAAACCAUGUAAAAGCAAAAUUGAAAUUGUGUUGAGAAUACCGAAACUUUUUAACUGGCCCGCGCAAAUUGUUUUUAUUCAUAAUGUGAUCAUCAUUGCACUAAUUUUUGUUGUUGAACUUUUGAGCAUUGUGUAUUUUGUACAUAAGAGUAAAAAUGUAACUGCCAUUCAUUCGAUUGGAUGGGCCACAUUAAUUCACUCAUUUCCUAUGAAAUGACCGGCCGGCCGGCCGAUGGCGCGCCAAAAUGAAACCCCGAUUCGAAUGCGAAUUAAAAAAAAAUAAUGCUGAAAAAAAUGUAACCAAAGCCGAGAACAUCCCCUAAACGACCCUAAGCUGGCUUGUUGUGGGGUAGUCCACAUUCGAAGUAAGGAUAUAUAAAUAGUAGCGAAACAAACAUUUCUGAUGCCCGUUUUUUAUAUAUGUAAUUGUAAGUAAGAAAAAUAUUCCACGCAUGAGGUUGUUCUCGGUGGCAAAUUGUAUAAUCGCGUGAAUGGCCGCGCGCGCCGCUCCCAGCCGGCGCUGGACGAUUUCCUCUGUAAAAUAAAAUUUAAAAGAAAAAAAGAUACAUCAAGAAGUGGCCUGUUGAUGGGGAGUUUGUCCUUCGCAGCAUUUACAAGGCACACACAAAACAAUGUUAUCAAUUAUUCUUAGGAAAAAUGAUUCUUCUGUGUGUUCAUUUAUUUUUGCAUAGCUUGUUGCUAAAAAGACUUUAUUUAAAACUAAAUAAGUAAGUGGAAUCAUUAAUGAGAGGAGAGUAAUAUUAAAUAACGUUCGCGCCAUUCAGUUGAUUUAUUAAAUAUAAUUAAUAAUUAUUGUAUAAAAAGUCUUGGGCCAUAAUUCACGUUGGUAUUUAUUUCAACUGCUUUAGUCUCCUCGUUUCAGUCUUGUGAGAAUUAUUUGUUGUCAGAACCUAAUUAUUAUAUUUUAUAUAUAAAUUAAAUAGAACUACCGCGGCUCUGGUCGGCCAACGACCUAACCGAGAAGCUUUAUUCUUUAACUUCUGGUAUAAUCUAGUGCUAAUUACGAGAUGGUGAAAAAUUAAUCAAGAACACACACACACAAACAUUUACAUGCAGUGGGAUAACUAUUAUGAUUUUCUUCCAAAUGCAGAUUAUAUUUAUGAGUUACGAGCAUACCUUUGCUAGUUUGAUACGAAUAUGAAAAGAAAUUUACUCAUAAGUUAUACUUUGUUAUUAAUUAUUCGAUAAUUAAUGAUGCGAAAUUUGAUUUCAACGAUGGAUAUAAAAAAGUAAUACAGAAAAUGCAUUAUUCUGAUUGUAUGUGUGCUGAGGACUUUUUUCAAGAGUUCUUGUGGUAAAAAGAAAAAUGUACGUACAUGUGAAUAUGGCGUGAGAUGCUUGUGAUGUUACGAGUGUGAAUGCUAGUGAUCUGCGAGAGCUUUUUGAAUGGUUAUAGAAAAAUUUGUAAACGCACUUCUUGUCAAAAAAAUAAAACAUUUUUUUCUGAAA